AGAUUCAAAUUUUCCAUCCUCUAAUCUUCCACAACGCACUACAUAUUUAAAUUGGUUUUGGGAACUUUGACAUCAAGAAUUCAGAUUCCACAUUUCCAGAUCGUCAAGAACUUUGCUAAAACCUAUACCUUCGAUCCUUUCCUGUGAGGGUUGUUCGCCGGAGAUGGGGCUCCUCAGCAUCAUUCGGAAGAUCAAGCGUAAAGAAAAAGAAAUGCGCAUUCUUAUGGUGGGACUUGACAAUUCGGGAAAGACAACAAUAGUGUUGAAAAUCAAUGGUGAAGACACCAGCAUUAUCAGUCCUACUCUUGGCUUUAACAUCAAAACCAUGACCUAUGAUAAAUACACCCUUAACAUAUGGGAUGUUGGGGGUCAAAAGACUAUACGAUCAUACUGGAGAAACUACUUUGAGCAAACUGAUGGAUUGGUGUGGGUUGUCGACAGUUCGGAUCUUAGAAGGCUGGAUGACUGUAAAUUUGAGCUGGAUAAUCUAUUAAAGGAAGAGAGGCUAUCAGGAGCUUCAUUACUCGUUUUUGCUAACAAGCAGGAUAUACAGGGGGCUCUUUCACCUGAUGAAAUAGCUAAAGUACUGAACCUGGACGCGAUGGAUAACACCCGCCAUUGGAGGAUUGUAGGUUGCAGUGCAUACACCGGAGACGGGUUGCUAGAGGGAUUCAAUUGGUUAGUUCAAGACAUUGCUUCACGUAUUUACGUUCUUGAUUAGUUGGCCACAUCUCGUUAUCUACCAAUGGCCGCGAAGAAGAGUUUGCGAUCGAAUUUUGAUAUAGCGUAUUAUGGGUAUGUCAAGAUCUGUAGACAUCACUGCAACUUCUGUGAUCAGGAAAUAUGGAGAACUUCAUGUUGAGAUUCCAAAAUUUUAUUCCCUCCAUAUUUCUAUAUGAAUUAGCCCCUAAAAUAAGCGCCCAUUUUUAUUAUGGAUAUUUAUUUUGGAUGGAUAAAGUAUUACAAAUAUUGCAUGUUAUGUGAUGCAGAUUGCAUGUAGAAAUCCCAAAAGAUUUAUUUAUAAAUAUUGCAUAUGAUUCGGUGGUG
Messenger RNA from Cynara cardunculus var. scolymus (artichoke), 1047 nucleotides. Its product is annotated as ADP-ribosylation factor-like protein 2. Lineage: Eukaryota; Viridiplantae; Streptophyta; Magnoliopsida; Asterales; Asteraceae. The record is from RefSeq and is a predicted model, not a curated record. The coding region runs from base 164 to 721 and encodes 185 amino acids. Gene Ontology annotation, molecular function: GTP binding; GTPase activity. The transcript has 6 exons. Gene Ontology annotation, biological process: protein folding. Gene Ontology annotation, cellular component: microtubule cytoskeleton; cytoplasm.